Messenger RNA from Pseudozyma flocculosa PF-1, 267 nucleotides. RefSeq lists its product as uncharacterized. Gene Ontology annotation, biological process: mitochondrial respiratory chain complex IV assembly. The transcript has 2 exons. The coding region runs from base 1 to 267 and encodes 88 amino acids. Lineage: Eukaryota; Fungi; Basidiomycota; Ustilaginomycetes; Ustilaginales; Ustilaginaceae. The record is from RefSeq and is a predicted model, not a curated record. Gene Ontology annotation, cellular component: mitochondrion.
AUGUCGAGAGCAGCCAAAGCCACCUUGAUAGGCUCCGUCCUCGUCUCUGGCCUGACGGUAUGGGGGGUCCACUUCAUGCAGACCAAAGAACGAGAGGUCAUGUACCGCGGCGUGCAACGGGACGAGGCGAGGCAGGCGGAAAAGAAGCGCCAGCGCCAGCUCGACCUCGAACUCAACCAAAAGCGCGAGGAAGAGUACCAGAAGAUGCAACCCACCGCCGCUUCUUCGACGACGACAGCAGCAGCGGCAGCGGGGUCCGGGUCAUGA